This is a messenger RNA of Westerdykella ornata, 4236 nucleotides long. RefSeq lists its product as uncharacterized. The transcript is spliced from 2 exons. The record is from RefSeq and is a predicted model, not a curated record. The coding region runs from base 1 to 4236 and encodes 1411 amino acids. Lineage: Eukaryota; Fungi; Ascomycota; Dothideomycetes; Pleosporales; Sporormiaceae.
AUGGACAUCACCUCCAACUUCGCUGCCAUCGCGGCGCAUCCCAUGACAGGGAAGCUGUUUGGUGGGCUCCUCGCCGCCGGCGUGACCACUUUCCUGGUCAGCCAGACAGUAGUUAAACCUACUUUCAACCCCACGAUCCAGGCCCCGCUCGCAAAGGUCCUCAUGCCCAAUGUUCCCGUCGCAGAGAUCUUCGGGUACCCUGACACGUUCUGUAUGUCUCAUGCGAAGCUCCCAACGCGUGUGGCCGCUGCAGUUACGCCUCUCCCAAACCACUUCCCCUCGAUUUCCACCGAUAACACUUCGUCCGUCCCGGAUACGGUCGCCUUGUCUACCGCCAUUCAUUCCCUUUCAGAGUCUGCCUCCAACAAUGUCGCCUGGGCUUUGAUCUGGCUUGUUUUCCUCUGUCUCCUCGCUAUCGUUGCCGCUCUCAUCGCUCGAUCUGGUAUCCAAACCUGCACAGGGCCUAUUCGCCAAUAUCUGGUCCGCCUCUUCCUCGUCUCCAGCCGAGAAUUUCAGGAUUUAUCCCUUGAGCUCAUGCGUUCUCAGCACAAGCGUAGGAUUUUGGAGGCUAGCAAUUCACUCGCCCUGAAGAAGCAGGAUGUGCUUCGAAAGGAGCUCAAGCGCCUCCAGAAGAAGUACAAGCUUCGCAGGGCUGACCUCCUCGGCUUGAAGCGGGCCGCUGCCAAGGUCAAAGACGAGCUCAAGGCAAAGGAGAAGGCGCUUGCGCGACUGGCAUUGAAGGAAAAACGCCUGAAGCAGCGACUCGAAGCAGGAAGGGCAAAGGACCCGGCUCCUCACGAACCGUCGCAACAGGCUUCGGCCGCCCAACUCGAAUCCGAGCUCCGAUCUCCGCUCCGUGACGCAGACGAGCGCUGCAAGACCCUCGCCGACGGACUCACAGUUUCCAAUAACCUCUACAGCUCCCUUCGCGGCGCUCUCGACCAGGCCAAGGCGCGAUACGAAUCUCUCGACGGUCAAGCCAACCAUUCGAAGGAGCAAAGCACGCAGACUGAAGACGACCUGAAGGAGGCCAGGGAUCGGUAUCACAACCUUUCCGUCAAGCUCGCCGCAGCCGAAAAGUACAGUGAGCAGAACCGCGCAGAGUUGCAGAAGGCAAUGGCAAACUUCGACAAGCUCCAGGACGAGCUCAAGGACGCCAAAGAUCGUUCCAGCAAUCUUCAACGGCAGCUCGAUGAGUCCACAUCAGAGUGCAAGUCCCUCCGUGAAGCCCUCGAAGAUUCCAAGAAGCAGGAAAGUUCUCUGGAGGAGAAGCUCAAAGGCGUCGAUAUCAAGAUGGAGGAGUUGGAAGAGGACAAGCUCAAGCUCGAGCAAAAGCUAGAAGCUGCCGAGGCCAAGUACACCGAGCUUCUCGCAGAGCUCCAAAAGGUGAAGGAGGAAGCCCAGAGCGCCUCCACCCAGAAUCUCAUCCUCGCCAAGGAGAAGGACACCCUCCUUUCGAAGUGCACCCAGAAGGAGAAGGAAUUGGAGGGUAUUGUGAAAGGUCUCGAGGAGAGGGAUGCUCAGAUUUCCAAGUUGAAGGAGGAUGGUAGAACGAUGAAGGCCGAACUCUCGUCCAAUGAAGACACCCUCUGUCAACUCCAUGGCACCAUCCGUCAACUCAAGGGCACCGUCUCUGAACGCCAAAACACCAUCCGCGAACUCCAGGACAACGCCACCAAGCUUGAGGACGACAAGAACGCUGCGGAGAGGCGGCUUCAUAAGAGGAUCGAGGGUUUCGAGAGAGAAAAGACGUCGGCGGUAAACGCAGUCACGAAGACCCUUCAAGAAAGGCUCAAUGAAGCGCUCAUCGACAAAUCCAAGCUGGAGGCCACCGUGUCCACUCUGAGGUCUGAUAACGUCACAUCCAGGAAAGCUCUCGACAAGCUGAAGGGUGAGGUUAAGCCGUUGAAAUCCGAGCUCGACGACCUGAAGAAGUCCGGACAGUCGAGGAUCGAUGACGCGGUUAACAGGGCCCAGUGGCAGGUCCAUAAUGCUCUUACGCCUCGUAUCGAGGAGAGGAACAGGGCAAUCCUCGCCCUCCAACAACAAAAAGAGGCUGAUGGCCAGGAGCUGCAGCGCCUCACAAACAAGGUCAUAGCGCUUGAGACCGACGCUCGCAAGAACCCCGAUCUGGCACGCGCUCGUUCUGAACUGAAAGCCGUUGCUCAAGAGAAAGCCGCCUGCGACGCAGAGCUCGUCCGCCUCCAGACUGAUCUGGCAGCUCAUGUGCAACUGCAAGCCGCCAAGGAUGCAGAACUUGCACGCCUCGAGGCUGAGGUGUACCGCGGUUUCUGGUAUUCUGAGCUUGCUCGCUUCCGUCAACAGAAAGCCGCGGACGACAGUGAAACCACGCGCCUUCGUGAUGAACUGGCAGCCUCUCAGCAGAUUGUUCACCAGCAGCAUGAAUCCCUUGAUGAGAAGGAUACCCUCCUCGCCAAGUUCCAGGAGGAGAUUGCGCGCCUGAAAGAAGAGCUGGCAUCCACAAAGGAGACUACCCCACCUCCCCAGAAGCUCAGUAUUCACAUUGCGGCUGGUGUUGAGACAGCCCCCAAGCCGGCUGCGACUUCUCCUCCCCAGCGUCUCGGUGUUUUCAACGCCACCGUCGUCGAUAUCUCUCCCACUGCCGCGGUGUCUCCCGCUUCUGCCGCUCCCUCCUCCUCGACGGCCGGUCUCUUCCUCUCUCCUGGUGUUACGAUUUCCCCAGACUCCGCGACACCCUCCGCUCCUCAGACCUCCUCAGCUACCGUCCAGCCAGCCUCCAUUAGAGAAGGCUCGGCCCGUGGCGAGGCCACGAAAGCGCCUCCGCAGGUGGAUACCCUGCGUAAACAAACAUCCACGCCCUCUCGUGCGUCGACGGUAUCCUCUCCUCCUCCCUCUCUCCCCACUACCGUCCAGCCAGCCUCCAUUGGAGAAGGCCCGGCCCGUGGCGAGGCCACGAAAGCGCCUCCGCAGGUGGAUACCCUGCGCAAACAAACAUCCAACUCCUCCACGGGCAAUGGACGAGUGGAGCGCCAGGAGCAAGAGGCCGCAGAAGCAAUGUUGGCAUCUUCGUCGGGUUCGAUGACACAGGAAAUUCCGAGCCCCGCAAUUGCGACUUCGACUCUUGGUCCUUCAUCCGCUCCAGCUCCGCUACCCGUCCCGGCUACUCCAUUCGCUCCAGGACCCAAUCGAUCGGCGUUAAAGACAUACGAGGAGAUGAACAAAAAGGCACCCUCUGCGGCCUUCACCUUGACCGUCCCCACGUCAAUUGCGCCUCUCGUGCCUCAGUUCUCCGCCGAGCAUCCCCAACCGUCGUCGACGUCCGAGACAGCGCCAGUGACGGCUUCAGAUGCUUUCAAAUCCCCUGCUUCGACCGUACCGGUGGUGGCCAGACCCGUCGCUACCCCUCGCGCCCCAAAACAGGCCGACAAGAUGGAGGUUGACGAACCCGCGCGGCAGCCGGGUCAACAGGCUAACUCUCAAACUGCUCUCCCGGCGCUUCCUCACACACCAGGCCUUUCUUUUGGGUCGUUGAGCCGGACUGCUGCCACCCUUACUUUCCCUCCUCCUGACUUCUCCUUUGGAGUGUCGACUCCGCCUGCUCCGCCCCAGCCUGCUUCGUCCCAUCCGUCCUCGACAAACCCGCCUGUCCCUGGCUCUCCUGCAGCCGUGUUUGGCGGCUCCCAGGGCGCUUCUCCCGCAGUCUUCGGUGCUGGGUUCCCUUCAACAUCCUUCGGCGGGUAUCGGCCUCGUAAAGUCGCACCUCUUCCCACUCGUCGCCCGAAAAAGGAUGGACGGACCCAGGCCUCGUGCCCGCUCCCACAAUCCGUCCGGAUGCCGCCUACAAUGAUGGAACUCGCUAUAGCCCGCCAGCUCAACAUGAGCAACGGCGACCAGCCCGCGCAGUUCAUGGACAUGGACAUGCCCGCGGCAGACAAUCAGCCGGCCAUGCAAAUCCCUGAAGGCUAUCAACCUGCCCGGGACUUUGAGAUGAGCGACGAUGGACAGAACCAGGUGGAAAUGGGCGAGGCGGAUGACGACUUCGAUGAUGACGAGUUGGCAGCCAGGAUCAGGGCCGCGAUUGAGGCGCAGGACCGAGAGGAACAGGCGCAGGAGCAGCAGCAUCACCAGCAGCAACAGCAGCAACAGCAGCAACAGGACGUGGAGAUGAUGGUGGAUGAUGCUUUUAUUGAUCCGGCUUUGCUUUCUCUCUCGAAUCCGCGCCCGACCUGGCCGGAUUUUGAUGAAGAACUGUAG